GGCGGCUUGACGGCGCUGCACAUGGCUGCUGGUUACGUGAAGCCGGACGUUGUUGCUGCGCUGGUGGAGCUCGGCGCUGAUUUCGAAUUGGAAGACGAGAGAGGUUUAACGGCCUUGGAACUAGCCAGGGAGAUUCUGAAGACGACGCCUAAGGGGAAUCCGAUGCAGUUCGGGAGGAGGCUUGGGUUAGAGAGAGUGAUCAGUGUUCUGGAAGGACAAGUGUUCGAGUACGCCGAGGUGGAGGAGGUUGUGGAGAAACGAGGGAAAGGCAAAGACGUUGAAUAUCUGGUCCGAUGGAAGGACGGUGGAGAUUGCGAGUGGGUUAAAGGUGUACACGUGGCGGAGGACGUCGCCAAGGAC
Molecule: messenger RNA, 360 nt
Organism: Camelina sativa (false flax)
Lineage: Eukaryota; Viridiplantae; Streptophyta; Magnoliopsida; Brassicales; Brassicaceae
Source: RefSeq, a predicted model, not a curated record